Molecule: messenger RNA, 3213 nt
Organism: Mya arenaria
Lineage: Eukaryota; Metazoa; Mollusca; Bivalvia; Myida; Myidae
Product: failed axon connections homolog
Exons: 7
Coding region: 295-1164 (289 amino acids)
Cellular component (GO): cytoplasm
Source: RefSeq, a predicted model, not a curated record
ACAUGAAUGUUUAUCAAACUGAAUAAUAAUUCAAGUUUCAAUGUUAACUUAUAAACUGCAUGUUUGAUCAUAAUUCUGGUUUCUGAACAUUGUUCAUACAAUUUGGCUUGAUUAGAGGACAUCUCGAGGGAGCAUUGCUGUGCACUUAAGGUAUUAAUUGACUCAAGAUGUCUUACAAUAUUUUGAGUUGUUGACAAUCGAGAGCGCUAUAUAGAGGAUUGUUUAUUACUUCAUGGACUGAAGGUCAAAUACUUAAGUGUCUCAAAAUAAGGUAGUCAGUAUUAAGUUUGGAUUAUGGAAUCCGUACGCGAUUUUCUGCUGGACAACCGGAUGUACCUUUUAACAGGAGCUGCCAUUUGUGGUUCCGCUUUGCUAGUGUACAAGAAAAUAAAGAACAUAGGACACAAACCAAGGGUAUGCGGAUUGGACUACCCACGUGACAUAGUCGUCCUACAUUCCAUACCACGUGAUCGUCUCACACCAAACCUUGGCCAUUUCUCGUUGAAACUGGAGACAUAUCUUAGAGUCAAUGAUAUACCUUAUCAGUUUGUUGAACACCUACUUCUUCAAGGACCAAAGGGGAAGGUUCCCUGGAUCGAACACAACGGCGUGACGAUGGGAGACUCGCAGUUAAUAAUACAGUACUUAGAGAAAGAGUUCAAGGUGAAUCUGAAUUCCCAUUUGUCUCCAAAGGAAAGGGCUCUAGCCUGGGCCAUACAGAAAUGGCUGGAGGAAUUCACAUAUUGGUUGAACGUUUAUACACGAAUGGGGAUUUUCGUUGACGAUAUGAUUAAAAUGCAAUCAACUUUCCCCGUUUGGCUGAAAAUACCAUUUGGCAGGAAGAUGCGCUCAAUGUCGUAUGCUGUUGGAAUAGGUCGCCAUUCAAACGAAGAAGUUCACGCCAUGAUGGUCAACGAUUUAAAGCAGUUUUCGGCAAUUCUAGGCGAUCAAAAGUACGUUAUGGGAGACCGGAUAUGCGAUGUUGAUUGCGCAGCCUUCGGUAUCUUGUCCCAGGUCCGCUGGUGCACGCCGACAGCCUGCCCGGGAGCUGCAAUGCUACAAGGUGGUGAAUUUAAGAAUGUCACGGACUACAUAGACAGGAUAAAGGACGACUUUUGGACAGACUGGGAAGAAAUAACAAGUCAGGCGGCAGCUAAAGCUUAACCAUGAUGGAUCUAUACAGACCUUCAACUGAUUUGCCUACUUGUCAUAACACUGAGGGCAAAUAAGGAAUCUAGAACAAGAGUCGCAUUCAUCAAUUAAUAUUGGAGAUUUUUUUAAACUUUGUUAAAAACAACAGCACAUGUUAUAUUCUUUCUUCAGUGAAAUUUCAUUGCGUCUUUAAGUAUGAUAUAUUGACAAUAUAAGCACUUCACAUUUAACAAUGUCUUCUACAAUUUUGUAAUCUUAGACACAAACUGACGACGGAGACAAACAUCCGCACAAUGAGCAUUUGCAAUAAAUAGGUAAAAAGCGGCUCCAGUGAGCCCUCUAUCCAUAAUUGCAAAACGCGGCGCCAGUGUGUUGUGUGUCUUAAAUCCAUCAUAGCAGAACACGGCGGCAGUAUGCCCUCUGUCCAUAAUUGCAGAACACGGCAAUUUCAGUGUGAAGAACUCCAUAAUGUUAAUUCCGUUGCCAGUGUGCAUUCUCUCCAUAAUGACAAAACACGGUGCCAGUGUAGUCUCUGUCUAUAAUGGCAAACACGGUAAAACUGACCCCUGUGUCAUACCCGUUCGUUAUCAAUACGUCUUACGUCUGUUCCGUAUCACAAUAUUUCGAUGAUAUUACAUACCCCUAAUAUAAUUAUUAACUUUGAUUUUAUACAGAUUGUAUUCCACAAAUCUUAUAAAAGUUAUGGUAGGUUGCAGCCUCUCUCAUGAAUAAGAUGCAAAGAAAUAGUUUUUUUCAGCCAACUAAUUAACACACUUAUUAUCUAUAUACGGAUAUCAUGCUUUCUGUCUGAUAUUUGUAUUGCUGAACUCUGCUAUCAAAGGACUGUGUCGUAGAAAAGCAAGAUUUGUCUUCUUAAUUGCAUUGCUCUCUGUUUGCUAUUUAUUGCCGGAUAAAUACGUUUAAAAAUUAUAAUCGGAAGCUUAUGAUUUAUCAUUACAUUUACAUGUCCCUUUACGCCACAACACACCACACAAAGGGUGCUGCAAUGUUUUUUUUUCAUUCAAAGGAGAAAAUGACGUCAUAUUUCCGUUCAGGGCAAACCCUCUAUUCGACAAAGUCCUUCUUGCCGCGUUUGUUACUGCUGUUUACAUUUGGUGACCUUCGAACUUUUCUGUACUUCAUGUAUUGCCGUUUAAACACUUUAAAUCAAUUAUACCAACAUAAUCAUUGUUUAUAAGCAAGACGUAUAUGCACGAAGCCAUACUGAUUAUUAUGGCUAAAGUCCAUGUACUACAGAUGUAUAUUUGUACUCUUAAUUAAGUAAGAAUUGUGCGAUGAUUAAGAGGUUUAGUUACAUUAAUGAGGAGACAAAGAGAUAGUCCAAGCAUAUUGAAAAUGCAAGAUAUAUACUGAAUAAAGUUCAGAAAAUUGCCGAACACAAUAGCUAUUUCAUAUUGCGAUAAUUUAUGGAUAAACUUUUUCAUGGCGGAUUUAUUUCUGUCUGUUUGUUUGUCCUCUCCCAGUUCUUCCAAAAAAUGUUUGAGCUUUUGUUUUGAACAUGUCGUUCAUAAAGUUCUCCAAAUCGUUUGUAUCAUAAAACGAUCGUGAUUUUGAGGAAUCAAAGACGUCACGAAAAACAAAGUCUGCAUCCUUACCAGUCCCUAGCACUUCGCCUUUCAGGCUCCAACUUCCAUUACCAGUUGAUUUAUUAAACAGAUCCGAUUCCAAAACAGCAAGAUUUUCCAUUCUAGCCCUGUUAAGCACAGUGUAAGUUCCGUAAUCUUGGAAAUUCAACUCAGGGUAUAUCGGUACAAAUAUGUGAAAAAGUCCUGUAAGCAUAUCGGAUAUAGAUAAGCUCAGUGUCAUUGUAAGAAGUGCAUUGCAAUCUUUAAGACGUAACAAAAUGAGAAGAACACCAGCAUUUAGUAUAAACCCUAAUCCUUUCAUAGUCAUGCAGCGGUUCCUCCAAAGAACCUGUUGUCGCAUUGCGUUUUAUAUCAAACUUAAUAAAUGUUAAAAGUAUUGUGUCUAUUUUUGUAGCAUAAUAUCGGCGUACAAACAACAAUAACGUUUUUGUAAACACCUCAAUCAACGAACUCC